UGCUGUUGGGUUUACCAGUUGACUUUGCCUACGAUCUCCUUCCUUGAAAUCGUGGUAGUAUUUUGGUCUUUUGGCUGGAGUCGCUAUUCCAGCACGAACAAUGAACUGCGUUGUAUCGAAAUCUGUGUUGUUUAAAAUAUCACACAGGCAACAGUAAAAGCAGUUCCAGGAAGCUGAUCCAACAGCAGCGACGAGGAAAAUGCAGCUCGAGGAUUGUAAACAAUCUCAAACAAAGCGUGUUGUAGCUGGAAAUUUACAAUGUGUGCAGCCGUUUUGAUUAUGCGAUCGUUAAGUACAUUUGGAAAUGGUUUGUUGUGUUUGACAAAAACAAAUUUAACAUUUUGUAUAAUAUCUUGCUGAACGUGCUUACUUUGUACCGCUUUCUUUACCGAAGGUGUUAUCAAGAUAUGGGGAUUUGAAAAGAAUUUGUCGUAAUUUCAAUCCGAUGUUGUGAGUAAGUAAUAUAUUGGUAAAAUUUUCAAGCAAACAAUUUUAUGUAACUUUAUGCUUAAAAUGAACUGAAGCUAGCUUGUUUUUAGCUUUAUGAUUAUGUCUUUACUUAAUAGCAAUACUAAGUAUUUGAGUACAAAUUCAGCAAAUGUAUUUGAUUUAAAAAAAUCUUCCAACUGCAACAGGUAUUUUUUGAAAUGGCAAACAAACCGCCAAAUCAACCAAACUUCAUUGCUACCUGUCGCGACGGUCUAUUCUGUCAAAGGUGUCUUUGUUUACACACAAGCCAGUGGCGGAAUCUUCUCCCUCCUUAACGCAUUUUUGUUACAAUUUAGUAAAAAGUUUCACAUAUAUUAAAGCGUAUAUGGCCUAAAUUGCCAAAGCUAUAGAGAUUUGAUUCGCUGUAUCAAUGGCACAGUCAUCUUCCGGCCAGACGAAAACGAUGCUAGUAUGGCUCGACUACAGCCGGCACAUGCUGAGCACGCUGCAGGACAUUUACGCCGACCAGCAGUACACGGACUGCCGGCUGGUGGUGCCCGACGGUGAGCUGUACGCGAACCGUCCGAUACUGAGCAUGGCGUCCGGGCUGUUCGAGGCAAUCUUCACCAGCAUGGUCACGCUCACGAUGGACCCGUCCACGGUGCUCAUACCGGACAUGACGUUCGCCAACCUGCAGCGCGUCGUGCAGUUCAUCUACACCGGCCGGGUGACGCUGCAGCCGGACGAGGUCGUUCCGUUUAUGGAGGCGUGCGGGCUGCUGCAGCUCCGGGGCGUCGAAUGUUGCGGCAACCGCACGAUGGGCAUUUACAUUGACGAAUCGGGCCCGGAAGCUACGGCGGAGGACGGUGAUCCGUUCGCAACGGCCCCAGAAACGGAUCCGCUGCACAUCGACCACACCCGGUACCCCGGGGCGGUGGAAAAGGCUGAGCCGCCACCAUUAAAACUUAUUGAGCCGAAUCUCGAAUCUACGAGUGAGCUAUUUCCGGGCAAUAUCUGCAAAGAAGAGUUGAUGGUAUCGGACGAGGACAGUGCGGAGGAGGAGGAGGAGGAGGAGGAGGAGGGUGGUAAAAGUGACGCGGGCGAGGACAGCUCGAUGGACGACAGCACGGACAGCGAGCAGGAUGUGGAGCGGUGGAUGGCGCUGGUGAAGGAGGUUGGAGUGGUCGACACGAGCCACCCGGGAGCGCCGAACUUCACGCCCUACCAGAACUGUCUGAAGCAGGCCAUCGUAGCGGUCAUUAGCGGGAAUGUUUCGCCCAGAAGAGCGGCCGCCCGGUACAACGUACCCGCGGGCAGGCUGGUGCGCUGGACGCAGAAGGUAAAGCGAGCGAUGAAAAAGAAACCAGAGACGGUAACUGCCAAUGUGCCGCAGAUGGUUGCCGCAUACAUUGACCGGAGCAUACAGGAGUUCAAGCAGCUGCUAGAAACGAGCGAUGCGGACGAACGUGUCAGCUUGCUGAGCGACCCAUCAAAUGUGCUGAUGUACGACGUGCGGAUUAUGCUCGCGAUCCACGACAUCAUGUACACCGGGAUAAGCCUGCGCGAAGCGGUAACGCGGUACAAAAACAGUCUCGGUUUGCUGAGAAACCGGCUGUACAAUCUAAAGAGUCAGCUAAUAACGAACCAUAUUAAGUCGUUCGGAAUCAGAUUGAAAAGUGCGGACAAACAGACAAACGAGCGACAGGCGGCAGGGAAGAAGCGUCGAAGGUUUGAGACGGAGUCGGGGAAGAUUUUGAAAACAGCCGAUCCCUCCCGGUACGAGGAGAGUGUGGCCAAAGCGCUGGAGGCGAUUGGUUACGGUCUAUCUAUCCAGCAAGCCGCAAACCACUUUCGCAUACACAAAAGUGCUCUAUGGCGGCACGCAAAGGCCAAGAACAUAACCUUUCCGCAGGAAAGGACAGUUCUAAGGAAGAAAGCAGCGACAAAAAAAGUUAAACCGAGCGGUGGUGGUUCAAUAGCUGCCUCCUCCUCUGCUACGAACAGUUGCCCCGUAGUGCCGAAGCUGGUACCGUUUGGAAGCACUGGAGCCGUCACCACCGUCGAGCGCGUUAGGGAUCGUGCAGGAGGUGGUGAGAUCGCUCUAGCACCGGCUAGUACGGCGGCUCCUCCGAUUGCUGUGCCAAGUUUGCUUCCCCUGCCCAAGUUGGUUCCGAUUUCGAGCAGCUCGCUGCCGGAGUACGAGGAGCGGAUGGAGGCAGCAAUCGCUAUGAUAUCGAAUCAGAAAAUGAGCUACCGGGAAGCGUCGGUAAAGUACAACAUUCCCAAGGCGACACUGUGGAAGAAGAUAAGUAAGAUGGAGCCGAAGAAGUGAGCCAAGCAAAUGGUGGCAAGCAAGUGAAAGUUGGACAUAAUCUGUGUAGUGUAAGUGGUGCCAAUUAUCGGUAUUAAAUUGUUCUUGCUUGAUGUAAAUUGGACUAAAGUAAUACAUUUUAAUUUUACACUUAAAA
Messenger RNA from Anopheles gambiae (African malaria mosquito), 2897 nucleotides. RefSeq lists its product as uncharacterized. Gene Ontology annotation, cellular component: nucleus. Bases 860 to 2761 code for a protein of 633 amino acids. The transcript has 2 exons. Gene Ontology annotation, biological process: regulation of transcription by RNA polymerase II. NCBI's taxonomy places the organism in Eukaryota, Metazoa, Arthropoda, Insecta, Diptera, Culicidae. Gene Ontology annotation, molecular function: DNA binding; protein binding. The record is from RefSeq and is a predicted model, not a curated record.